This is a messenger RNA of Porites evermanni, 804 nucleotides long. Lineage: Eukaryota; Metazoa; Cnidaria; Anthozoa; Scleractinia; Poritidae. The record is from the annotation of a GenBank genome assembly.
CCUAUUAGUGUUAAAUCGAUUAGCUUGUAUGUAGCAUAUUUAGUCGCGCAGAAACGGGCUUACGGUACCGUGCUUAACCAUAUUAGUAGUCUUAAACACGCUCAUCAACUUGCCGGGUCUGAACUCACUUGGAGUUCCGAUUACCGCUUUCAGCUUUUAUUACGAGGCGCCAAGCGUUUUCUGGGUGCGGCCGUUUCUCGUAAAUCGGCCAUGACACCUUCAAUUUUGCAUGCCGCGUUUGAUCUUUUCAAUUUUUCUUUACCGCUACAUGCGGCUAUGUGGGCUCUGUUUUUAGUUGCUUUCUUCACCUUUUUGCGUAACUCCAAUCUAGUACUCGAUAAUCCGAGGAAAAUCUCCCCCAAGGUUAUCACGCGGGCAGAUUUGGUUUUCACGUCUUCGGGCGCAAAUAUCCAUGUUUCAGCCACGAAGACCAUUCAGUGUCAGCAACGCUCUCUUAUUUUGCCAAUUCCCGUGAUUCCUGGCUCUCGCCUUUGUCCGAUUUCGGCUUUGCGACGCCAUUUCGCGCUCAACCCGGGCCCCGUGUCUGCCCCCCUUUUUUCAGUUUCCUCCGGGUCGGGUUUAGUACCAAUUACUUACAAGCAAUUUUGCGCUUUUCUUUCGCGGGUUAUGUCUACGCUCAAUUUAGAUCCGUCCCUUUACUCUCCUCAUAGUUUUCGAAGGGGUGGGGCGACUUUCGCAUUUGAUUGCCAUAUUCCAUCCGAAAUAAUCAAACUGCAGGGAGACUGGAAGAGCGACGCUUAUCUUGUUUAUUUAGAAUUAUCUCAGACACAAAAACAGCAGGCA